AUGGCACAACCACAAGUUCCAGACCCUGCCAUCAUAGCGGCUGCCAUCAACGGAAUGACUGCGGAAGGAAACACCAUUGCACAGAGUGCCCAGGCAUACAACGCUCAUAAUCGUCAUCUCGCUAAUCAGCUAACACUCUGUGCCAACUACCCUGUCGGACAGAUGCAGCAACAGCUUGCUGGCCUCCAACGGUCAACCGACAAGAUUAGGGCCGAGAUUUGGAAUUUGAGAGCUCAAAUUCAGAACGGAAAACUCACCAUAGCUACAGGAGCUUUAACUAGCAUGCGCAGCGUCGAUCCGGGCGAUAACCCUCAAGUUCCAAUCGGCAAUCUCAUCCCACACUUUCCAACCACCCCUGAUGAUAUAUCAGAUAUGAACGGUACUCUCCCUUUCCAAUGUAUCUCCUUUUGA
Molecule: messenger RNA, 411 nt
Organism: Rhinocladiella mackenziei CBS 650.93
Lineage: Eukaryota; Fungi; Ascomycota; Eurotiomycetes; Chaetothyriales; Herpotrichiellaceae
Exons: 2
Coding region: 1-411 (136 amino acids)
Source: RefSeq, a predicted model, not a curated record